Durusdinium trenchii is the source of this 1293-nucleotide messenger RNA. The record is from the annotation of a GenBank genome assembly. NCBI's taxonomy places the organism in Eukaryota, Dinophyceae, Suessiales, Symbiodiniaceae.
AUGGAUCGAAACAGCUCUUCGGCCCUGCUGAGUCAAGUUGGCAGGUGGUUGGGCAAUGGCUUUGGCUGCAUGUUCUAUUUGCUACCUCCACACAAACUGGCUUUGUCAAAGGGCGACACAGUUCCAAAUCUAAUUGGAACUCACGGUGUUGCAAUGUUUCUUGUCCUCAUGUCCUUGGAGCUUUUGGCUGGGUUCGUGUUUGCAAGAAAGUGUGUUUACCGCUUCAAUGAUUUCAUGGGCUCAUUGUCUUCUGGCACCAGCCAACAACUUUUUGGAGCGUUGGCAUCGAAGAUCAUCAGACACAAGCGCAUGUAUGCACUUGUGCACGACAACUGCAGCAUCCUUUCUGUCGAUGUGAGAGAAAGGCCAACGGCAUCCUGGGUUUUGCUCAUGAUGGGGGUGGAUCUAGCUUACUACUGGGCACACCGGACCCUGCACGGCUUGCAUGUUGGCUGGGCUGCUCACAGUGUACAUCACUCGGGGGAAGACUACAAUUUAGCGACAGCUUUACGUCAAGGAGCCUUGCAGCCCUUGAUGACCUGGGUAUUUUCACUGCCCUUGGCGCUUUUCUUCCCAGCCGAGUCGAUUUCAGUACACUUGCAACUAAACACGCUAUAUCAAUUUUGGAUUCACACAGAGUUGUGUGGCCGACUGGGGCUCCUAGAGUAUAUUUUGAAUACUCCAUUUCACCACAGGAUGCAUCACCGGCCUCCCGGGAAUUGCAAUUACGCUGGUGUUCUCAUCAUUUGGGAUCGCUUGUUUAGCACCUACCAAACUGAAACUGAGCGCCUGGACUACGUUGGUUUGGCACCUUCUGCUCGCACAUUCAAUCCUGUGAAGCUCAACUUGCGAUACUGGCAAAAAAUUACCAAGAGCUUCCGUUGCAAUGGUUUUCGGUCGGUUCUUCGCGCAUGUUUUAUGGUCAGAGUUCGGCAUGCUUUGGGCUUCUCACCACGGGCUUUAAUCGAUGGCUUUGAGGAGAUGAAAGGUGGGCGUAGCUCUUGGUCCUUGCCAGAUGAAGGUAGACCAAAGUACCAGGGCGCAAACCUAGAUUGGACUGGAAAGGCCGCGGCCGUGGGUCUUCUCUUUUGCAGUUUUGUUUGUCUUCAGAAGGCGGAGCGGCAUCAGAGCUUUGCUCGGCUCAGCUGCAGUGCCGGAGGAGGGCUGCUUUGUUUGUUCGCUUUGGGCGAUCUAUUGGACCUGGGGAGUUGGGACAGGUCAAUGAUUCUGAAGCUGCUGACUGCGGCAAGCUUAAUUGUAACCGAGUCCGGCCUCAGUCGCAGGGCCCAGUAG